Sorghum bicolor (sorghum) is the source of this 696-nucleotide messenger RNA. RefSeq names its product WAS/WASL-interacting protein family member 3-like. The transcript has a single exon. NCBI's taxonomy places the organism in Eukaryota, Viridiplantae, Streptophyta, Magnoliopsida, Poales, Poaceae. The coding region runs from base 1 to 696 and encodes 231 amino acids. The record is from RefSeq and is a predicted model, not a curated record.
AUGACGACUCCUCCACUCCCUUCCAUGAACGCCAUGGUUGACGCGGUCACCGACGCCGUGGAGGCCGCCAUCGCCCGUGGCAACAGCCACCCUGGAGGAGUCCGCAGGUUCAUCCUCCAGGGCGCCAUCCGCCGAGUCCUCAAGGACAUUGGCCAGCACCGCAUCGCCCUUCACCGCCGCCUCGCCACCGGACCGAAUGCCGGUGGCCGACCUUCGACGCCACGGCAAGCACCGCGUUCAUCGCGGAUACAGUACACCACUGGUGUUUGCCCCCGCCACGGCCCGACCACCUUCGUCCGCCGGGUUGGGGCAACACCGGUGGCCUCGCCGAAGCCGUCGUCGUUGCCGAAGCCGUCCCCGUUGCCGGCGCCGACUCCUACGGCGCUGCUCCCGACGUCGUCCGCACUCCUUCGCCCAUGGAACGGAGGUGGUGGCCUGGCGGCCGCACGCCGAGACGUCGACAUACCGGCUUGGCCGCCGGGAUUCGCCUACGACUUCGACAUCACCCCACCGCCUCCUCCAACCCGUCCAACGGCGCUCUCCCCGAUCGCACCUCCACCAACUCGCGGCCGCUCGUACGCCGACGUCGUGGCCGCGACCUCCGCCCGGGGCCGUGACGCCCUUCCGCCCGCCGACAAACUCGGGGCUGGGUUUGUCUCCUCCUCGGUGAAGGGGGAGGCGACCCGCCGCCCUUGA